AUGCUUACUGCUUCUUUCCGUCCGCCUAGCGGUGGCUGGUACUGUCGUCCCCCGCCCCCAAUGCAGCGCCGCGGCCGCUCACGCCAAAUAUCGCCAGUGGCACUAGCCAGGCAGGCAUCCGAAGAACGGAGACUAUAUCAUUUAUGUGCCGAGAAACAGCGGGAAGCAGAAAUUGCUAGACAUACAAACUUCUUUGUGCCACAGGCACCUCUCUUAUCCAAGUUAGAGGAGGCGGAUCCUUCAUCGACGCAUGAACAACGUUGUGGUUCAGAUGCAUCAUCAGUGGUUCGCUCUCCUUCACGGUCCGCUGAAUCAUCAGCACCAUCUUCUAUUUCCCUUGACUCAUAUGACUCGCCUCCCUCACCUCCCCAAUCACUUGAGGACCAAGUACAAGUGGCUUAUGCGUUGGAUGACAUCCGUCUUGCCAAGAUCCUGCUUCUUAAACUUAAAGGGAUCGAAGUCACCUCGGACAAUGAUCCUCGAAUAGAUGAAGUUCAAGACGAGGAUUUCGAUAUGUGCUUCGUACCAUCAGGUCCGCUCAAGCUUGAAGAACCUGAAUUGCUUGUUGUCCAAGAAACUCGACGGAGACAGCAACAGAAGUGGGAGGAGGCUCAACGAAGACAACGCCUGCGCAUGUGCGAAAGGAUUUGGGAGCAGGAGAAGCACCGUCUACACACCGAGCGGCUUCGCGCUAUUCGCCGCCGCGAGGAGGAAAUCGCUGUAGAGGAAGAGCGAAAGCGGAUAGCAGAGGUUCACAAGCGUCAAGAGGCAGAGCUCGCUCUUCGACAGCGUUCCACGCGGAGAUGCUCUUCGAAGCGUAACGAAGAUACAUUUCAGUACAGCUUCAUGCGGCCCAUGAAUUUGAGCACAACCCCACCCAAGCGUGGUCUCACAUCCCCGAAACCCCUCCGUAAUGACACCACGCCGAAACCUUCAGGUGGCCAGCAGCGCACGGUGUCGUUCAAGGAGGUCAUGUCCUCCAUGGACGGUAAGCUGUUCCCCCUCGACGCAGCUGAGCGGGCGGAGGAGGCGAGGCGUAUUGCAGGAAUCAGUACUGUCUCCAGCCCUUCGCGCCACCAUCAUAACUCUGCGCGAUCUGAUUUACUGCUGAACCUGCUGCAUGUAGUCGAGUGGCAGGAAGGAGAAAGGAGAAAGGCGAAAGGCAAGAACGUGGAACGACCUGCGCAGCUUCUUGAGCAAUCUCCGCUCUGCAGCACUCCUGCCCCUAUACCUUCGAUCCCUUCAACUGACUCGAUACCCCCAAUGUCAUCUUCUGUUGCCACGUCUCGAUCGAACUCUUGGCUGUCCUUUGGCAGUUGGCGCUCGUCGGUAACAGACAUUACGUCUCCCGAAGCAUCUUCGCCUGUCUCGGACUCGCCCAAAUGCUCCACGUCAUCCCUGCAGCUACCCACUUUCUAUGACAGUCAGCGAGAUUUGAGCCCGCGCUCCUCCUUCGUCCGUGUUUCGCUCGAUGAAACGCCACUAUCGCCAUUCAAGGCUCAAAGACAUACUCAGGAGGUGCAAUGGUCUCGACCUACUGUCGAGGUACCUUCAUUAGCAGGUCAGUCUCGUGGAUUGGAGAGCAUGGGGAAAUCGCUGGUUCGACAUGUCAGUCGUUCUGUUCAUGGGAUAGUCGAUGUGGCGAAAGGACUCCAAUCAGCCUACAUCUCUACGACCAUGUUUUCCGUUGGCGCCGCUCCCUCCCUCUCUUGUACGUUUUCACACUCUCGAGCCAGCUCCUCCAACAGAAGGAAUUUCCGACCCUACGGCUACCGUGCUCGCCCAGGUGACGUGAAGAAAUUUACCUCUCUUACCACACCAUCACCAACAACCACCUCGCCUGAGCCGAUUCACUUUAUUCCUCUCGUAUCUCCUUUCCCACCGGGUAGUGCAUUAGUUGUGCACCGCUCGGGGGCCUCUCACUCCCUCAUCGUCCCUUCGCCCCUUCGCCCUCGCACUCCCCCCACUGCGCUCGCUUAUCGCAUGCGGCCCGUCGCGAACCCCGAACUCCUUCGUUUACGUGCACUCCAGAAUCUCAUGUAUUUGCGGGGCAAAGAAUGGGAAGGCCGCGGACGAGAAGGCGGGCUCGGUUGCGGUAAAGAGCGUAUGCUUGGCGUUGCCUUUGAAGGCCGGGGGCCGAGCGGCCUAGGGUGCGAGAUCCGCUUUGUUAUCGCAUGA
Molecule: messenger RNA, 2178 nt
Organism: Suillus plorans
Lineage: Eukaryota; Fungi; Basidiomycota; Agaricomycetes; Boletales; Suillaceae
Exons: 3
Coding region: 1-2178 (725 amino acids)
Source: RefSeq, a predicted model, not a curated record